Vicugna pacos (alpaca) is the source of this 5227-nucleotide messenger RNA. The record is from RefSeq and is a predicted model, not a curated record. Lineage: Eukaryota; Metazoa; Chordata; Mammalia; Artiodactyla; Camelidae.
CACAUCUUCCACGUGUCGGACUUCGACGCCAUUGACAAGAUCCGGGGCACGCUGCGGCGCCGCCUGUGCGAAAACGUGCUCUGCCCCAGCGUCCGCGUGGAAGGAGAUCGCUUUAAGCACACCAAUGGCGGAACCAAGGAAAUCACAGGUUUUGACCUGAUGGAUCUGUUCAGCGUGAAGGCGAUCUUGGGGAAGAGGGAGACCGGAGCGCAGAGUUCCUAUGUCCGGAUGGGCGCCUUCCCUGUGGUGCAGAGGACCGAGGAUGUGUUCCCACAAGGUUUGCCUGACGAGUAUGCCUUUGUCACCACCUUCCGGCUCAGGAAAACAUCUCGGAAAGAGGACUGGUACAUCUGGCAGGUCAUCGACCAGUACGGCAUCCCGCAGGUGUCCAUCCGGCUGGACGGCGAGAACAAGGCCGUUGAGUACAACGCUGUGGGCGCCAUGAAGGAUGCCGUCAGGGUGGUCUUCCGAGGUCCCCGGGUCAAUGACCUCUUCGACCGGGACUGGCACAAGGUGGCCCUGAGCAUCCAGGCGCAGAACGUCUCCCUGUACAUUGACUGUGCGCUGGUGCAGACGCUGCCCCUGGAGGAGAGGGAGAACAUCGAAAUCCAGGGCAAGACCGUGAUCGGCAAGCGUCUCUACGACAGCGUGCCCAUCGACUUUGACCUCCAGCGGGUUGUGAUCUACUGUGACUCCCGACACGCAGAACUGGAGACUUGCUGUGACAUCCCGUCGGGUCCGUGCCAGGUGACCGUCCUGACGGAGCCCUCACCCCCACCCCAGCCGCCUCCCACCUCUGGCAGUGAACAGAUCGGACUUCUGAAGACCAUCAACUGCUCCUGCCCACCUGGAGAAAAGGGCGAGAAGGGCUUCGACGGCCCCAUGGGACUCCCCGGCCCGAAGGGAGACGUGGGAGCCACUGGGCCGGUUGGAGCUCCUGGGCCCAAGGGAGAGAAAGGAGAUGCGGGCAGAGGGCCUUUUGUCCAAGGAGAGAAGGGUGAAAAGGGUUCCCCGGGCCUGCCCGGUCCCCCUGGGAGAGACGGCCCCAAAGGCAUGCAGGGGGAGCCGGGAGAGCCGGGACUGCCUGGUGAGGUGGGCAUGCGGGGAUUCCAAGGACCACCCGGACUCCCCGGACCUUCCGGACCCGUCGGCGCUCCUGGUCUCCAUGGAGAGCGCGGUGAAAAAGGAGCCCAAGGAGAAAAGGGGGAUCGAGGUCUGGAUGGAUUCCCUGGGAAGCAGGGGGAGACCGGAGAGCAGGGAAGAGCCGGCCCUCCCGGCGUGCCAGGGCCCCAGGGAGAGAAGGGGGCUGUGGGGCCCGUAGGACCUCCUGGUGUGCCGGGCGCUGUGGUGCAGAGAGAGGGCCUGAAGGGUGAGCAGGGAGCCCCAGGACCACGAGGUCACCAGGGUCCACCCGGGCCACCAGGAGCUCCGGGGCUUACGGGUCCGGAAGGCAAGGAUGGACCUCCUGGUUUGCAAGGUCUCCGAGGGAAGAAAGGUGAGACGGGCCCUCCUGGAACCCCUGGACUGCUGGGGCCGCAGGGCCCCCCAGGACCACCUGGCCUCCCAGGCCCCCCCUGGACCCGGAGGCCCGCCGCUCUUCGGGGCAGGCUGGGACCACCAGGGAAGGACGGGCUGGACGGACCCCCAGGCCUGCCGGGACCCAAGGUUGGUGUGAGUCUGGGCACUCGAAACACGGAAGCCAAAGAGAUUUUUGAUUGUUCGGGAAUUCGGAAGCAUGGUGAAGUUGGGGAGCGGGGCCUGGCAGGCCGACCCGGAGAGAAGGGAGAGGCGGGGCUCCCAGGUUCUCCGGGAUUCCCAGGCGUGCAGGGAGAGAAAGGAGAACAGGGAGAGAAGGGGGAGCGGGGGCUCCCGGGACUGAAAGGUGACCGAGGAGAAAAGGGUGAUGCUGGCCCAGCCGGCCCCCCUGGCUCACCUGGAACUACGUCCCUCUUCACGCCACACCCGAGACUGCCAGGAGAGCCAGGGCCCAAAGGAGAGAAGGGCGAUCCCGGCGCGCCUGGGGACCCGGGACCACAGGGUCAUCCUGGAGAACUGGGGCCUCGGGGACCCACUGGACCACCGGGUGCCAGGGGCCAAGAAGGUGCACAGGGGACGCCCGGAGCAGCUGGGAACCCCGGCGCUCCUGGACCUGCAGGUCCCAGUGGCCCCCCAGGAAGUGCGGGCCCCCCUGGCAUCAGAGGCCCCCCUGGGAAGGAUGGCGAGCGCGGGGAGAAGGGAGCCGUGGGAGAAGAAGGGAGCCCAGGGCCAGCUGGCCCCAGGGGCGACCCCGGAGCCCCUGGGCUCCCCGGGCCACCUGGAAAAGGGAAAGAUGGAGAGCCGGGGCUUCGUGGACCACCUGGGUUACCUGGGCUUCUAGGAACCAAGGGAGACCGCGGUGCACCUGGGACCCCUGGCUCUCCUGGCAGCCGCGGAGACCCGGGCGUUGGGGCUGCUGGCCCUCCUGGCCCUUCUGGACCGCCAGGAGAGAAAGGGCCUCCGGGAUCUCGAGGCCCCCCUGGAUUCCCAGGCCCCCAGGGACCAGCCGGCCAGGAUGGUAUACCAGGAAAUCCAGGAGAGAGAGGGCCUCCUGGCAAACCAGGACCCUCUCCACUACUGUCUCCAGGGGACGUAAAUCUCUUGGUUAAGGACAUGUGCAAUGACUGCCCCCCUGGCCCCCCGGGCCUCCCUGGUCUGCCAGGUUUUAAAGGGGACAAAGGUCUCCCAGGAAAGCCAGGGAGAGAAGGCGCAGAAGGGAAGAAGGGAGAUGCUGGUCCCAGAGGCCUCCCAGGGCCCCCAGGAAUAGCUGGACCACAGGGAAGUAAAGGAGAGCGUGGUGCAGAUGGUGAGACUGGGCAGAAAGGCGAUCAGGGUCAUCCAGGAGUUCCAGGUUUCAUGGGGCCCCCAGGGAACCCAGGGCCACCGGGAGCAGAUGGAAUUGCGGGAGCUGCUGGACCGCCAGGAAUCCAAGGACCCCCAGGGAAAGAAGGUCCUCCAGGCCCCCAAGGCCCCUCUGGAUUACCUGGCAUCCCAGGAGAAGAAGGCAAAGAGGGCAGGGAUGGAAAACCAGGGCCCCCUGGAGACCCGGGCAAAACAGGAGAGCCGGGGCUGCCAGGACCGGAGGGCGCCCGAGGUCCCCCUGGCUUCAAGGGACACACGGGCGAUUCUGGCCCCCCUGGCCCCCGAGGAGAGCCUGGUGCCAUGGGGCCCCCUGGCCAGGAAGGGUCACCAGGAAAAGACGGUGACAUGGGACCCACAGGGCCACAGGGUCCCCAAGGACUGAGGGGCCUGCCGGGUAAGAACGGACCGCCUGGCUCUCCAGGAGACCCUGGCGCUCCAGGAAACCCCGGCCAGAAGGGCACCAAGGGAGAACACGGCAGCCCAGGACUCCCUGGCUUCCUGGGUCCCCGUGGGCCUCAGGGAGAGCCCGGGGAGAACGGAGUCCCGGGCAAGGAGGGGGCCCCUGGGAAGCCUGGAGAGCCAGGACCCAAAGGAGAAAGGGGAGAUCCUGGCAUCAAAGGUGACAAAGGACCUCCUGGUGGGAAGGGCCAGCCUGGGGACCCUGGAAUCCCAGGCCACAAAGGUUAUACAGGCCCAAUGGGCCCCCCAGGGCCACCUGGGGAGAACGGGCCAGUCGGGCCUCCGGGGCCUCCGGGCCAGCCAGGAUUUCCCGGACUGAGGGGGGAGUCUCCAUCCAUGGACAUCCUGCGGCGGCUCAUCAGAGAAGAACUUGAGAAACAGCUGGAAACCAAACUCGCCUACCUCCUGGCCCAGAUGCCCUCCGCGCACGUGAAGGCCACCCAAGGCCGACCCGGGCCCCCCGGGCCGCCUGGAAAAGAUGGGCUUCCAGGUCGGGCAGGCCCCAUGGGGGAGCCAGGACAGCCUGGGCAAGGGGGUCUGGAAGGACCCUCUGGACCCAUGGGUCCCAAAGGUGAGCGAGGAGCCAGAGGUGACCCAGGUGCCCCUGGAGUCGGCCUCCGGGGCGAGACCGGCCCCCCCGGAAUCCCAGGUCAACCCGGGGAACCUGGCUAUGCUAAAGAUGGGCUCCCCGGCAGUCCCGGCCCUCAAGGGGAGACAGGACCAGCUGGACACCCUGGCCCCCCAGGCCCUCCCGGCCCCCCUGGCCAUUGUGACCCCUCCCAGUGUGCCUACUUCGCCAGCCUCGCUGCUGCCCAACCUGGGAAUGUGAAGGGUCCCUAGAAGAUUCUGGAAUGCCAGGAGACGGCGGUGGAUUUGUGAAACUUGAACUCAGAGCCCAAUGGGAAGCCAGAGGUCUUAAAGCAUUUCAGCCAUGUGUUUUUUCUUUCUUUCUUUCCUUUAUCAUUGGUUUUUGUUUUAUUUCCUUAAGAGACCUCAAGAUUAUUAAAACCAACAGAUGCUGCCGGUCGGUCAGAUUAAGAUUAAUAUUAUUAUUAUUGUUUAUUAUUAUUAUUAUUAUAAUUAUUAUUAUUAUUAUUUCAUAUGAUAAUGCUUUUCAAGUUUUCCCCUCUCCUCUAAAGUUGGGAAAACUUGAUUUUUGAGGAGUGGAUUGUCACUUGUUCUCCUGACAGCCCCCAUUUGGAAGUGUAGCUGCCAAUUUUAAGGAAACUCUUGGUGCUAUGAAACCCUGCCAGUCACUUGCCAAAUGUACCUCUUUCCUCAAAAGGAAACUUUAAGAAAAUGAGACAAUAGCCUUCUAUUCUUCGUUGUGCCCAGAGGUCGCCCAGGGAGAAAUUAUCCACAAGUCGUUACUUCCCAGGAGAGAGAAGUGAAGCAGAAAGAAGAAAAAAUUUGUAGCCACGUGGAAUGUUCUCUCCUCCUGAUGGAAAGCGCACAGAGCAGAGCUCAGAAUCCGUCCUUGGGGAGCAGACUUGGCCACCUCAGGGUUUCAGACCUGCAGAAGCGAAAUUAUGUCACAUGGCUGGCAACAGCGUCGCAGAAUGCUAUGGCUGGGCCCAAAAUGGGGCGUCUGGUGUGGAAAGCAGCCCCUGGGCGCUCAUCUGGCGUCUAAGCCAUGGAAAGGACCCCUCCCAGCUCCUCGCGGUUGGUGUCACUCAUUUUAAUUUUAAAGCAAGGAGGUCCAGAGACCCAUGUGCUCGCCUCACAGUGGGCAGUUGGCCGGGGUGCUGGCCAGGGCUGGGAAGUCUGGGCCUCCAGCUCCCAUCUCUGAGACAAACCGCAUCGAGCCUGUGUGUAAGCUCCGCCCGGCACAGACAGGUGCUCAAUAAAUCCGAGUUUCCUGCUCCUCGGU